UCAGCCCAGGGAUCCCACACCAGGGACAGCAAGGGCACUCUGCAGCAGUCUAGCCCGACUCCUACAAUUUACCUCCACCCAGCAGAAGCAUGAAGACCUCCACAUCUGCCCUUGCUAUACUUUUUGUGGCUGCCCUCUGCUGCCCAGUCUUCUCUUCUCCAACUUCUGUCAACCUUUCUGGUCCCUGCUGCGUCCAAUACAGCGCCAAACCACUUCCCUCGAGCCGCGUGGUGAUGUAUGAGCACACAGGCAGCCACUGCUCCCAGCCAGCUGUGAUAUUUACCACACAUGCAGGCAAGAUGGUCUGUGGCAAACCUGGUGAUAAGUGGGUCCAGGACAUCGUGAAUUGCCAAAAGGACAAGGCGAGCAGUGGAUGA
Athene cunicularia (burrowing owl) is the source of this 377-nucleotide messenger RNA. Its product is annotated as C-C motif chemokine 5-like. The record is from RefSeq and is a predicted model, not a curated record. Gene Ontology annotation, molecular function: chemokine activity; CCR chemokine receptor binding. The transcript is spliced from 3 exons. Bases 90 to 377 code for a protein of 95 amino acids. Gene Ontology annotation, cellular component: extracellular region. Gene Ontology annotation, biological process: cellular response to interleukin-1; positive regulation of GTPase activity; inflammatory response. NCBI's taxonomy places the organism in Eukaryota, Metazoa, Chordata, Aves, Strigiformes, Strigidae.